This is a messenger RNA of Tetrahymena thermophila SB210, 195 nucleotides long. RefSeq lists its product as hypothetical. Lineage: Eukaryota; Ciliophora; Oligohymenophorea; Hymenostomatida; Tetrahymenidae. The transcript has a single exon. The record is from RefSeq and is a predicted model, not a curated record.
AUGGGUAAUGUAGAAAAUUAAAAUUGCAAAGGAGGUAGGCAAAAUAUCAUAGAAGAUAAUAAAGAUAAUUCAGGUAUUGAAAUUCCGCUGACUGGAUACAUAAUGUCAGCAGAAUUUCAAUAAGGUUUUAUUUAAAAUUUGAAAGCUAAGUAGCCUUCUUGCUUUUAUUGUUUUAAUUUGUCAGAAUUUAUCUGA